Molecule: messenger RNA, 928 nt
Organism: Pararge aegeria (speckled wood butterfly)
Lineage: Eukaryota; Metazoa; Arthropoda; Insecta; Lepidoptera; Nymphalidae
Product: cuticle protein 63-like
Exons: 2
Coding region: 25-768 (247 amino acids)
Source: RefSeq, a predicted model, not a curated record
AGCAGUCUAAACAAGAAGUGCACGAUGAGAUUUCUGAUUGUAGCCGCCGCCGUCCUCGCCUGCGCCGCAGCCGCACCUUCCGGUGCGCUGCUGGCCGGAGCAUACAAUGGCUGGGCCGGACUCGGCCAUGGAGGUUUGGCUCUCGGCCAUGGUGGUUUGGCUCUUGGCCAUGGCGCCGUAGCCGUAGCCGCUCCCCUGGCUGUCGGCCACGCCGUCGCUCCCACCAUCCCCCCCGGUGACAUCCAAGGUGCCGCCAUCGACGCCCACGUGACCGCUUCCGACCACGCCCGCGCUUCAGUCGACGCCGCCCGCGAAUGGCACGACCAGGCCUCCGAAGUCCAAGGCCAGGCUAUCAACGCCGCUGAAGACCACGCUUGGCAAUCCGUCAACGCCGCCCAAACCGCCCAGGCUCAGAUCGAUGGCGCUUCCGCCGGAGUAGCUCCAGUAGUCGCCCGUCAGUUGGCUGGACACGGUGCCAUCGCACCUGUGGCUGCUUACGCCGCUCCGUUGGCCGUUGGUCACGGUGUUGGUUUGGCCGCUGGUCACGGACUCGGUUUAGCCGCCGGUCACGGACUCGGUUUAGCCGCCGGUCACGGACUCGGUUUAGCUGCCGGUCAUGGAGCGUGGGGCGCAUCCGCCAUCCACGGAGGUUCCCACUCUGUAGCCACCUCAUCCCUCUCCCAGACCCACCCCGCUCCAGUUGUCCACGCACCCGUGGCCUACGCCGCCCACGGCGGAUACGGUCAUGGACUCUCGCACGGAUGGUAACUGUGAUAGGUGUGUUUAGGCCAAAAAAUCUCUUGUAAUACUCAAUCUUCUUAAUAAUGUUUGGAAUGUAAUUUAUAUUGUGGAAUUUAAAAAAAAAAAUGUACAGAUGCAAUAUAUGAGGAUGUGUGUGAAUAAACGGACGUAACUUAUAAAAUAUUAA